Phytophthora sojae is the source of this 1029-nucleotide messenger RNA. RefSeq lists its product as hypothetical. The record is from RefSeq and is a predicted model, not a curated record. The coding region runs from base 1 to 1029 and encodes 342 amino acids. NCBI's taxonomy places the organism in Eukaryota, Oomycota, Peronosporomycetes, Peronosporales, Peronosporaceae. The transcript has a single exon.
AUGUACGGCACCGUGAGCUCGAGCACCAGCGCCAGCAGCUCGCGCGACGACCUGGCGCCGCCGCCGCCCACGCCGUCGCCCUUCCGCUACAACGUGCAGGAGGGCGACACGCUGGCCGGCAUCGCGCUCAAGACGCAGACGACGGAGGCGGUGCUGCUGGCGCUCAACCCGCUGCUGGGCCGCAAGAAGCGGCACGUCAAGCUCUACCCGGGCCAGCAGCUCAUCGUGGAGGAGGCGCGCGCCGUGUCGCUGCCGCCGCCGCCCGAGUGCAUCGACAACGGCUGGGGACAGAUGCACCUCGUGCGCGCGGGCGAGACGCUGCGCGGCAUCGCGGCGCUCUACAACACGACGGAGGAGAUCCUGCGCCAGGACAACCGCCGCUACUUCCCCACGGGCGAGCGCAGCCUGCUGUGCCCCGGCCAGCUGCUGCACGUGCGCCUCAUGAACACGGGCGAGAUGGAGCGGGACGACCCCGCGCUCGGCGCGGACGCAGACGCCAAGGCCUCGGCGCUCAACGCGCAGCGCGAUGCGGAGGCCACGUACACGGGCACGUCGGCCGCCUUUGCGCGGUACAAGACGCACCUGGUCGCGCCCUCGGACACCUUCGAGUCCAUCUGCAAGGCGUACAGCAUCCCGUACUCGCACUUCCUGCAGAUCAACCGCGGCCGCUACCCCGUGGGCCAGCGCGCCGAGCUCGUGCCAGGCGAACGGGUAAUCGUGCCCGACCUCCUGGCGGCGCAGCAGGCGGCCAGUCGACGCAACAUCGCCGAGGUGAAGCUCACCAAGCAGAUCCACGUGGUCAAGCCCGGCGACACCCCCGAGGAGCUCGCGCGGCGCUACGGCAUGACGUACGACGAAAUGCGCGAGUACAACCGCGCCUACUUCCCGAAGGGAUACCGCGGCGAGAUCCGCCCAGGCUACAAGUUGGUGGUCAAGCGGCCAGUGGAUACGGACAACUCCGACUCCCCUCGGCAGUCGCUGCCGGAGCACAGCGGAUACCGAGACCUCGACGCAGUGUCCAGUGCGUGA